Paramisgurnus dabryanus is the source of this 1086-nucleotide messenger RNA. RefSeq names its product synaptonemal complex protein 3 (gene sycp3). Gene Ontology annotation, biological process: meiotic cell cycle; spermatid development. Gene Ontology annotation, cellular component: synaptonemal complex. NCBI's taxonomy places the organism in Eukaryota, Metazoa, Chordata, Actinopteri, Cypriniformes, Cobitidae. The record is from RefSeq and is a predicted model, not a curated record.
AAUUUACUGCUAUCUUUCACAGCAGCGCGUGAGAACUGAGCGUAGUCCACGCAGGUUGCAAACGGCGGGAAAAUCACUUGAGGCUCGAGCACAAACUGACGACAAACGUUGUUGAAUGUUUUUGUUUAUAAACGAUUCGUAACAUUUUUAUCCUUUUGGUUAGAGUAAUACUACUUCUGUGGAAAUAAUUAGACAUUGCGUUGUUUUAUAGAAUAAAUUGUGGGCAUUGGUUGUGAGGUCGUCUAGUAAGUGCAUAGAUUUGGAAAGGAUAUCCUUAUACAUCGGGACUAUGGCGGCAUCAGGGAGAAAACAGAAUAAGAAGAUCAAACACACUGAUAACUCGACAGAUCUGAAGACUUUUGACUUCAGUACAGAGGAGAAGAAAGAGCUGAGCGGAUCUGACGAUGAUACAAGAGAUGAAACUCCAAUUAUUGACAAGCCUGGCAAGAAACGACCAGCAGAUGCAUUUGAUGAUGAUGACCUGAAUGUAGGUGUGGGGAAUGAAGUUCAAUCUAUGCUGGAAAGAUUUGGUGCGGACAUCAGCAAGGCCAUGCAGUCCAAAAAGAAACGCCUGGAGGCUCUUACCAAAAUCUCUUUAAAGGGUAGCACACAGAAACUAGAGCAAAUGUGGAAAACUCAGCAGAAUCAGAGGCAGAAGCUGACACAGGACUAUUCCCAGCAGGUCUUCGGUGUCCUUCAGCAGUGGGAAACUGAUGUUCAGAAAUCUGAAGAACAAGAAGAAAAACUGAAUAAUUUGUUUCGCCAGCAGCAGAAGCUCCUCCAGCAAGCAAGGGUUGUGCAAAACCAAAAAAUGAAAACCAUCAAAGAGCUAUAUGAGCAGUUUGUCAAGAAAAUGGAAGAGAUGGAGAAAAGCCAUGAAACUUUCCUGCAAGGCACCCAGAUGGAGCUUAAAAAGGAGAUGGCCCUGCUGCAGAAGAAGAUUAUGAUGGACACACAACAACAGGAGAUGGCCAAUGUUCGGAAGUCUCUUCAAUCCAUGCUGUUUUGAAAAUAUCUAUUCGAAUUUCAUCUUUUGUUCAAAUUGAAUUUCAACAGGAAUUUUUUUUUAUAGUUCCUAUAAAUCAC